CAGUGUCAUCAAUGGACGCGCGCUGCCGGUGUGUGCGGAUGGUUGCACGUGAGGCACCGUGAUGGCCAGCAGCUCUGAUGUGGUGAAGAAAAUCAUGCGCUUCAAACUUCAGCUCACAGACUCAGCAGAGUCAGCCACGGUUGUAAAGAUUUUGCAGAAACUCAAGGAUCUGGAUGUCACUUUAGACAUUCUUGCUGAAACUGGAAUUGGCAAAAUAGUGAACGCAUUACGUCGACAUGAAAAGGCUGGAGAAUUUGCAAAGUCGCUUGUUAGGGGGUGGAAAAGAUUGGUCCCCAAAGAGUCCACAAGUCACACAGAAGGUGCUGAGGUGUCAGAGAGUUUAUCUGCUAAAGACAAACUGGACCAACACCGUCCUAAAAACGGAUGUCUGACAGAGGAUUUAAACAAUAACUGCUUAACAUCGCACAGUAAGAGUCACGAAUCCUCAGAUGAGGCUGACUUUAAAAGAAAGAGUUUCAGGGAAACAGAUUCAGAGAAACAAUGUGAGGAUCAGAAAACACAUAACGACACUAAAGGUCAAAAAGGAAAUCAGAGUUUCUCUCAGACUGAAUUCAUGGGAGAGAAAAUUGAAUUUCAAGAGGACAAAAUGGAUGAUUCAGUGGUUUCCAAGAAAAAGAAAGAUAAACAGAGUGAUAGAAAAUCAGGAUGUAGUGAUACUUUGUCUGGAAACAAAAGCUCAGAUGACAGUAAUCAGAAAUCAGGGACUUGUUCGAAAGAAAAAAACCAAAGCAGAUCAGAAAAUGAAAUAUUUAAGUCAGAGAAAGAGUCGAGUAAGAAAUCAAAGACAUCAGAUGAAAAGAAAAACAAAAGCAAAGAGUCUUCAUCAUGUAACCUUAACGACAAAUACUCAAAAACCUUACAGGAGGCCAAUGUCAGAGAUUACAAGUCCUCAGAAAUAUAUCAGGAUUCACAGGAGAAACCCAAAACCAAGAAAAGGAAAGAAAAACGUUCCAGUCUAAAAAAUGAACAAGAGUCUGAAAAUACUGAGCACAAAAACAAAAAAAUAAAGCGCAAAGAAAAGGAAAGAGACCCUGAAGAGCCCUCCAUGUCUUUUGAAUCCUGCCUGAACUAUGACGUGAGUGUUCGCAAGAGGAAAGAAAAAUCUGCUGUAAAGAAAGCGCCGAAAAAAAUCAGGACCGCAGUGAAAGAAUAUACAGAGUAUACUGAGAUGAAGAUGGACGAGUCUGACACAUAUGCUGAUUCACCAAAACCGAUGUUUAAGGACUCUAUCAUGGCCCUGAUGAACAUUCCUUUACCUGCAUCUCUACCUGAGUGUGACAAACCUUCCUGUGUGGAGUAUUUUGAGAGAAAAGUUGAGAGGGAGCCUGACUUCUGUGACGAGGAGUCUGCAACCUUCACUGGUCAACGGUGUUACAAGAAGAUGCAAGUGUACUCUGGUAACAAGGCUGUUUCCCUGCCAACCAUGAUGAGCCUGCACCAGCAGUGUAUCCGUGUGCUCCAGAACAAUAUCAACCUGCUGUAUGAAACCGGCGGAGUCCCGUUUGAAAUCCUGGAGCCGGUGCUGGAGAGGUGCACGCCUGAACAGCUGCUACGCAUUGAAGAAUGCAACCCAAUCUACAUGGGACUAACAGACCACCUGUGGGGGAGACAUUGUAAGAGGGACUUCAAAGACUCCAAACUUCAGGAGUACGAAUCCUGGAAAGAGAUGUACGUGAGGCUGUCUGAGGAGAGGGAGAGGAAACUCCAAAGACUGACAAAAAGCAUUGUUUCUUCACAUUCAGGCAAACCCAAAGGUCGGCAGGUGAAGAUGGCAUUUAUUCACACUGUUGCAAAGCCACCGAGAGAUGUGCGAAUUCAGCAGGAAAUACAUGGAACUGCAGUUCAGCAGCCUCAGCAGCCCAGGUGCAGUGUAAAGGCUCAGGACAACAGAGUGAGGGCGAGUUGUGAGGAGCCCAGUAGGUCCAGCAGCAGCAGUUCAGGAGGCGGAAAUUCACAAGACCCUCGCAAAAAAUCAAAGGUUGCUCCAAUGAUGGCAAAGUCCUUAAAGGCCUUUAAGAAGCAGAUGGGACGCAGAUAAACACUCUUAUAUUCUGAUCUUCAUAUUUACAGUGUGUGGAUGUGGUGAAAGUGCACUUAAUCAUUCAUUAACUUUGGACGAGAGAAGGCCUGUUACACUGGCCUUUGAUUAUUCUGUGUUUGUCUAAGCGUUUUCAGGAAUUAGCCUUAUUUCUCUAUAACUGUGAACUUUCUUCACUAUUAAACGAACAAUGAAAUGAGCAAAUGUGAA
This is a messenger RNA of Notolabrus celidotus (New Zealand spotty), 2269 nucleotides long. RefSeq names its product elongin A, like (gene eloal). Gene Ontology annotation, biological process: transcription elongation by RNA polymerase II. Gene Ontology annotation, cellular component: nucleus; elongin complex. Lineage: Eukaryota; Metazoa; Chordata; Actinopteri; Labriformes; Labridae. The record is from RefSeq and is a predicted model, not a curated record.